AUGUAUUUUUUCAAUGGUAUUACAGCCAACGGCAGAGCGACGGCAUGCGGCGGCGUCUUAAUUAGUAAACGCUACGUCCUCACCGCCGCUCAUUGCAUCAAGGGCAAGGACCUACCGGUCAACUGGCACCUGACCAGUGUCCGCCUGGGCGAAUACGACACAGACGCUGAAAGAGAUUGCGUGCCAGAUGGUGACGAUAGUGUGGUUUGCGCUGAUGAUCCGGUAACCGUAGGGGUAGAGGAACAGAUCGCCCAUGAAGAAUAUCGGCCACUGUCGCGGGAUCAACGCUACGACAUUGCACUGCUGCGUCUCAGCCGCGACGUAACAUUCACCACCUUCAUCAAGCCCAUUUGCCUGCCGUCCAGCUCGUCGCUCGGUGGCAAGCUCUAUGUGGCUGGCUGGGGCAAGACAGAGACCCGCUCUGCCUCAAACAUUAAACUAAAGCUGGCGCUGCCCUUGGCGGAUAAGGAUCAGUGCGAACAGACCUACACUAACGCCGGUGUCCAACUCGGCUAUGGGCAAAUCUGUGCGGGUGGCCAGAGAGGCAAAGACUCGUGCCGGGGUGACUCAGGUGGACCUCUGAUGGCCGUCGAGAGGAUCGCCGAUGGUACUGGCAGAUGGACCGCUGUGGGCGUUGUAUCAUUUGGACCAUCGCCUUGUGGCAUGCAAGGAUGGCCUGGUAUAUACACGAAAGUGACAGACUUUGUCCCCUGGAUUGUUAGCAAAUUGAGGCCAUAAAUGGAGAUAUCUACGAAGAAAAUCAUCUCUUGACCAUUGCCGUGGCGAGGAAAUGCGGAGUUAAAGUAUGUUACAUGAAUUAGUGUAUUUCUGUAAUCUGACUUGCAUUCUGUAGAAUAAAUUAGCCCUGCAGAGAUUCA
Temnothorax curvispinosus is the source of this 878-nucleotide messenger RNA. RefSeq names its product CLIP domain-containing serine protease 2. The record is from RefSeq and is a predicted model, not a curated record. Bases 1 to 738 code for a protein of 245 amino acids. Gene Ontology annotation, molecular function: serine-type endopeptidase activity. The transcript has a single exon. Gene Ontology annotation, biological process: proteolysis. Lineage: Eukaryota; Metazoa; Arthropoda; Insecta; Hymenoptera; Formicidae.